This is a messenger RNA of Papilio xuthus (Asian swallowtail), 1166 nucleotides long. RefSeq names its product Sarcoplasmic calcium-binding protein 2 (gene Scp2). The record is from RefSeq and is a predicted model, not a curated record. The transcript has 7 exons. Gene Ontology annotation, molecular function: calcium ion binding. Lineage: Eukaryota; Metazoa; Arthropoda; Insecta; Lepidoptera; Papilionidae. The coding region runs from base 86 to 640 and encodes 184 amino acids.
CGGCAUUACACGUUGUGCUCCCGACUACGCUGCUCGCCUCGCUCCAAGGUACUUUGCUGAUCGAACUAAUUAACUACGAAUAAAAAUGUCGAUCUCCGAAUUCAGACGGAAGAAGCUGCUCUACGUUUUCAACGUGUUCUUCGAUGUUAACCAGAGUGGAACUAUCGAAAGGAAAGAUUUCGAAAUUGCCAUUGAAAAAGUGUGCAGCCUUCGAGGAUGGAAGCCUGGAGAUGCUAAGCAUACUGAGACUCAUGAAAUAAUGAUCAAGAUCUGGGAUGGCUUAAGGAAGAGGGCUGAUUCCAACAAAGAUGGACAGGUGUCCGUGGACGAAUGGGUCUCCAUGUGGAAUGACUACGCACUGAACCCAUCUGCUGCACUCAAGUGGCAGCAGCUGUACUGCCAUUUCAUGUUCCAGCUGGAAGACGCCAGCGCUGAUGGCUCCAUUGAUUGUGACGAAUUCACCACCGUCUGCUCCUCCUACGGUAUCGAUCCUAAGGAGUGUAAGAUGGCUUUCACUAAGAUGGCCAAGGGCAAGGCAAAUGUGUCAUGGGAAGAAUUCCAAGAAUUGUGGAAGGAAUACUUCUCUACCGAGGAUCCGAAUGCGGCUGGCAAUUUCAUAUUUGGCCGGACCAGCUUCUAAUUCAACGCCGUCGAUCUCCCUUUUGGGUCCAUGUUGUGCGUAACAAAGAUACCGUCUCAUAUGUCUCUCAUUCUAUGAUAUUUCUCUGUAUCGGCUUACGAGAUAUUUUGUGAAUGCGACGGAUGAUGUUAUAGUCAGAUUUUGAAUGUAACAAUUUUAUCUCUGUACGAUAACAAAGAUUGCAUUAGUGUAAAAGUACAUUUUUAAAUGUCUCCGUGUUAAAUUUUUCUUCAUUGUAGUAAAUCAAUAUAACUUUAAACUUUGAAUCAAUUUUAAAAACUUUUCAAGCUCAAACUUUUCCUAUAAAUUCUGUAUUAGAAAAUGCGCUACAACGAACGAAUUGUUCCCUUUCUAUAUUUAUCAUAUCUCUAGUCAUAUUUAGAUGUACAUCUGAACAUUCCAUUUUUAAUUUGUGGUACAUUAAUAUUUCUUUGUAAAAUUAAUUUAAAAUUAAAAUUAUUUUAAUUUUUGUGACCAAAAACAACUGCCAGAUUAUCGUUAAUCUUAUUGUCAGUUUAAUCUAGUC